Messenger RNA from Phyllostomus discolor (pale spear-nosed bat), 485 nucleotides. Its product is annotated as guanine nucleotide-binding protein G(I)/G(S)/G(O) subunit gamma-5-like. NCBI's taxonomy places the organism in Eukaryota, Metazoa, Chordata, Mammalia, Chiroptera, Phyllostomidae. Gene Ontology annotation, biological process: G protein-coupled receptor signaling pathway. The record is from RefSeq and is a predicted model, not a curated record. The transcript has a single exon. Gene Ontology annotation, cellular component: heterotrimeric G-protein complex. Gene Ontology annotation, molecular function: G-protein beta-subunit binding. The coding region runs from base 41 to 247 and encodes 68 amino acids.
GGACCCACUACCAACAAAUCAGCCUAGCUUCUAGUAUACCAUGUCUGGUUCCUUCAGUGUCAGCGCUAUGAAGAUGGUGAUUCAACAGCUCUGGCUAGGGGCCAGGCUCAACCAGGUGAAGGUUUCCCAUGCAGCUACAGAUUUUAAACAAUUCUGUCUGCAGAAUGCUCAACAUGACCCCCUGCUGACUGGAGUAUCUUCAAAUAUCAAUCUUUUCAGACUUCAGAAUGUCUGUUCCUUUUUGUAGUGAAAUGAAUAUUUGAAGGUGUUCUGAACCACUUUUCAUGAACCAGUGAAUAUUCAAAGAGCUAAAUUUGAAACCUAUACAAAAAGUUUAUCCCUGUAACACCUGCCACACUAUACAAACUUCUGCUUUUGUCUGUCCUUAACAUCUACCUCUCUGGAUUUUCAUGAGUUUUUAUUUCACAAGGAUGGUUAUUUUAUAUACAUUGGCAGCAGCAUACAAAUAAAUACUUAGUGUAAAA